UAAGAGAGAGCAGCAGAGAGAAAGAACGAGAACCGUGCUGUGGAAAAGCAGGUGUGAUUCAUGAAUAAACUAUAGUUUGCAACCCUAUGGGAUACUGAUGAAACAAAUAGAAUUUUCACAGACAUGGAUAGUACAAGAACACAAGACACCUUUUCACAGUUAAGCCAGGAAAAAAUCCUCAAAAUUAUGAAUAUGGUGAAAAAUAAAGAAGUGAGCAUUGAAGGAGCUUUGCAUUUGGCACAGAAAGAGGUGUAUGCUGGAAAGGAUUCACAGGAUUUGCUAACUGGCUCACAAUUUAACUUCAUUAUCUACAAAUACAAACACUAUCGGUGGCAGAAAAGAAUUUUGCAGAUUGAUUUCAACACAAAGACCAUUUUUAACAUUGAAAAAGGAAUUAUUAAGAAACAGUUCCCUUUCUCACAAGUCAAAGCCUGUGAAGAUACUGAAAGGAGGCGCUUCAGCAUUGUGUUUCAUGGGCGGCAAGAUUAUGAGCUGGAAGCAGUGUCUCUUGAUGAUAAAAAGAAGAUAACAUACCUUCUGAGCAGAGUUAUACAAAGCAAUUCAUGCAAGAGACCAGCAGACUCCUGCUCUGGAAGACCUGCAGAAUGUGAUGUGAUACACGAAGGACUGCUGGAUUUGCAGCAAAAGACUUUUAUAUCUACUGAAUGGGUGAAGUACUUGGUACAACUACGUGAAGGAGAAUUGACUUUAUAUUGCAUAGGUCUGGGAGGACAGAACAAGACUGCAGGCCCUAUAACAAAUACAAUUAAUUUGUCAGGUGGUAAUGUGAGUGUCAGCAAGGAGAAUGGAUGCAGUACCUUUUCAGUCCAGACCAGAGAACACAAUUAUUUGUUUCGAAUACCCUUUACCAUCCAAAAUAAUAGGACAGAGGAUGUUAUCAAGCUCCAGAAUGAAUGGGUGUCUCUCAUAGAAAAGUACUGUUCACUGUGCAAGGGCACCUCACUGCCUCAGGAGGGAUCUCAAGGAUGCAUCUCCUCUGAAGCGGAUUAUGAGGAUUUUACUGUACCUUUGAAUGAACAGAAAGAGGAGGCCCUCCACUUUGGUGUGAGUUCUGCAACAACCAGUCUGAACAAGUCUUCAAGCUCCCAGAUGAAGCCUGCAGAGGGGGAAUCAACCCCUGCAUUACCAUUCCUUCCACUUCCCACAAAUAAGGCAGAGGUACCACCAGCCCCACCUGCAUUCCCGCAGCCCUGCAGUGUCUCUCCAUCAACAAAGAGAACAAAAGCCUUUCACUGGGAUGUUGUUCCUUGUGAUAAGAUUCAUAAAUCUGUCUGGGGAUCAUGUGACCCAUGCAAGAGAAAGAUAGACGUAUUCAGACUCUGUGAUCAGUUCCAGAUCCAGGACAUGGCAGUAUUUUCAGGCAAUGAGCCUUCAACGAAUCAACACAUCAUGUUAGAUCGAAAAGUUGCACAUAACUUCAACAUUUUUCUUAAAAGUUUCCGUAUAAAACCAAGUGAACUGAAAGAAAAACUAUACAUUAUACAUGAAGAGAGUGGUGGACUUACAGAUGAGCAGAUUACAGCACUAAGAAGAUACAUGCCAACACCAAAAGAUGCAGAAAGGUACCAGACAUUCAAGGGGUCUCCUUCAGAGCUGCAUGUUGUUGAUCAGUUUAUGCUAGAGAUGUGUAAAAUCCCCCACUUAGGCCAGAGGUUGGAUCUCCUGCUUACCAUACGUGAGCUCCCUGUGAGCAUGAGAGACUUGGAGCCUCUAAUAAACCAGAAAAUCCAAGCUAGUAAGCAGCUGCAAUCCAGCCAGAAAUUUGUCGCUGUCUUGGAAUACAUUCUAUCCAUUGGGAACCAUUUAAAUGAAAGGGCUGGAAAAGAGAAGGCUAAAGGAUUUCGAUUGUCGUCUUUGACCAAAUUACCUCUGUUGCGGGGUAAAGAGAGGACAUUCACCUUGCUUCAUGCCCUUGUGGAACAGAUCUUCUUACAUGAGCCUGAUCUGGCCAAAUUUUCUCAGGAGUUGACAGAAUUUGAAGCUGUUCCUGAUGCUUCCAUGAAGGGCCUCAGUGCUGAAGUUGAUGUUUUAAAAAAAGAAUUGGAAAACGUUAUUCAGUGCAGGCGGCUUAUUAAACCCAAGACAACCAAGGCAACACCCCAGGAGUCACAGUUCUGCAAGGAACUAAAGGAUUUAAUUCAGAAAUAUGAAGGGGAUCUAUCCCAGCUGUCAAAAAGAUGUGAUGAAAUGAAGAAGCUUUAUAGCAACAUACUGGUAAAAUUUGGGGAGCCACAAGACCUAGACUCUCAGGAACUAUUUGGAUGGAUAUCUUCAUUCAUUAGUGAGUUUAGGAAGGCCUGUGCUGAAGUCGUGCCAUAAGGACAACACAAGUCUUAUAAAGAGAUUGUUUUGCGAGGGACCUCCAGACAGGUGCUCCUGGGCAUUGGCAUAAAUCUUUCAAUCUGCAGAUCCAAUUUCUACAAAAGGGACAAAGACUUUGCUGAGUUCUGCAGACCUAAUGCUUCACCUCCACUUUUCCACAUCAACUGAAAAACAGUCCCAGCUCACAUUUGCCUGCAGAAAGCCUUAGUGUUCACUAGAGUGGGGUUUGGUGCUUUUUAUUCCUCCUCUUGGUUUCCCAUUGCUUCUUUAAUUUCUUUUGUCUGUUAGUGUCCAGAUUUAUGGCCGGCAUUUGUCGGUGCAUGGAGCUGAGAUGCUGUGUGAGCUGUCUGUAUCCCACACCUCCUCUUCUACAGAAUGGGAGGCAGCGAGAUGUGCUGGCAUUCACAGCUCCAAAACAGAUCAGCACCUUUCCCAGCUGGGUUUGAAAGGUAGAAAAGCUGCACGCAGACAGGGAUGCCUCUGGGCAAGAAGUGAAUGAAAGCUGCUGGUGGUUAAUAGUUGACAUGGGACAUACUUGUGGCAAAGUUGUUACAGGCACACAGAAAAAUGUUGUAUUGAAAGGUAUCUAUCUAAAAAUCACAUGCUCAAUUUCUUAAAAGCUAUUGGCACUUUGUUGUUGGCUUGGACGGAAACCUGUUUAGCCAAUUCUGCUUCUGGGAGCUCUGCAUCAUUUCUGCCAGUACCUGAAGAUGGUUUAGGUUUCACCAUGAGACUAUUUCAAAUGGGACCAGGCGAUGCAGGAAAGAUCUCCUCUGGAAGCCGUCAGCAGCACCAAACCAGUCAUGUUUUUAAUAAUCUUGAAAUACACGGGAAUACUAAGCUGAGGUACCUGCUCAGCCUUCCAAUCCUUUCAGCACACAUGAAAAAAAGAAACUAAUACUAGACAGAGGUGUCUAAUCAAACCAUUACCAGAAGCUGCCAUUUGGCAGCAUUGCGAGGUGGUACCUGGUAACAUUAAUCCUCAACGAGCAGUCAGUACAGUCCUACCAGUGAUUCGAGUGUCCGAGUGAUGGGCUUUGAGGAGGGCUGCUUCCCUCCUGGCUGCCUAACGGGGAACCGACGGCGGCGUGCGCAGGGCCGGGGGGUCAUGCCCAAAUGUGAGCUGCAAACACAAGCACAGGAGGUCUGUGCCCUGGGAGACUUCUCCAGGUUUAGAUGCUGCCUCUCAACCAGGCUGCAGUUCCUUCUCCCUCCUCCUUUUGAAACUAGGGGAUGUUGUAAUGUUUUGUUGCUUUCUCUUUGGCUUUGCAGCUGCUUAAAAAGUUGCCUGGGAAUACAAGCAUGUGUGUCUGCGUAGGGGGCAAUUCCAAGAGGAGGGUCUCCAGUAAGGAAGCUUCGUAUCUGCCUAGUUAGGUGAGAGCUGGGCAGGUUUGUUAUGACAUAACUCUUUGGGGGGGUUGUGGCAGAGGCGGGGUGGGGUGGGGGUUGUGAGAGAGAGAGAAGUGGCGUCUGCAGCACCCCGGUAGUGAGAUCAGACACAGGAUCUGGCAGCUUUGGGGUAAGCUACCACCCCUCCACUCCACCACUCAGAGCACCUUGGAUCUCCAGCUCGCAGGGGAGAGAAAACCAGCAGCGGCAAUCAUGGCAACAUCAAAUGGUUUUAUUUCUUCAUGACCUCUCUCUUCUCCUCUCUCUCAUCAAUAAUUCACCUGAGGGUUUUUUUUUUUUUUUCCCCACUCACCCCCCCUCCUUCUCCCUCUCUUUUUUGAUGUGAAGAGAGGAGAGAAAAGGGGGCACCGGAAAGUGUUUAUUUUGUUCGGCAGCUUUUUGCAGCGUGUUUUAAAGAGCUUGCGAAAGGACCCGGGUAAAGAAAAA
Tyto alba (common barn owl) is the source of this 4179-nucleotide messenger RNA. Its product is annotated as delphilin. The record is from RefSeq and is a predicted model, not a curated record. Lineage: Eukaryota; Metazoa; Chordata; Aves; Strigiformes; Tytonidae. The transcript has 18 exons. The coding region runs from base 124 to 2340 and encodes 738 amino acids.